AGUACGACAAAUGAGAGUUACGUCCCUUGCCUAUCGAUUGGUGAUCCUCCCAUCCUUGAGGAAUUUCUCAAGACCUUUUGAAGCAUGGCGGAGUGUGAGGCAGUCGAGUCUGAGAUCAGACACGUUCUAAUCACUGGUGCACGAGGUGUGGGCAAGACAACCGUAUUACAGAAAGCCUGCGAGGAAUUGGAGAAACAGGGUUUUGCACUUCAUGGAUUUUACAGGGAAAAAGUUCGACAUUUUGGUCGAGGAAAAGGCUAUGAUGUGGUCAGCCUGAACAAAGAAAGGGCAAAGCUGUCGCGAGUGGACGACGAAGGAGGUUUCCUCAACCGUCAUGAUCCGAACCGAAGUGGUCGCUAUCUCGUGCAAGUGGAAGAGUUCGAAGAAUUCGUUUUGCCUCUGUUGCAUGCUAGCAAUACCGGAAUAACUGUUAUAGACGAAAUCGGAAAAUUAGAAGCCUACAGCCGAGGAUUCCACCAAGCCGUGCUCAGUCGGUUGGACGAUCCACGCUCGAAAGUUUUCGCCACGAUUCCGGCGAGAAAAGGACGACCCAUUCCUUUGGUGGAACAAGUACGGAACCGAACGGAUGUAAAGAUUUUUACAGUAACCAAAGAGAAUCGCCACGGCAUUCUGUCGAACGUUCUAAGUGUAAUGAAAAAAAUUGCUUCUGAAAAUUAAUUUUCGUGAAAGAAUUCUCCAUUUACACUGAAGUUGUAUAAUAUAUGUAAGUAUAUAUUGCUUGGACGGAUCAUGGUCGAGACAGCCAAAAAAAAAAAGAAUCAACAACACUCCCUUUCGUCUCAACUUCAAAAUCUCUCGUUAUAUCUAGACGAAUUGUUACCCUCUUCUCUCUAUACUUCUUACAGCCUUUUUCAUCUCAUUUUUUCCUCGCUUCCCAACCAUCUUUCUUUGACAUUGCAUCUAUGUGUCUGUCUCUCUUUCUUUCUUUCACACACCCAUUUUCUAUUAUCCCAAACGAGAGGUACCCGCAUUGUUAUUGACUACACGGAACACUAACUGCAAAACAAAUGUCAAUUGUACAGUGUUAUUACUGUUUUAUUAUCAGAAAGAUUGUUGCUGGCACGAAUCGGUAAAACACCAAACAAAAUACUUUUUGGAAUUGAACUUUUUUGUGUUCUGAAUCCAAACUAUGUUGGAGAUCGAUAGUAUCGAUCUCAGUAGUAUAUUGAUAUCAAUGUAAUUAAUUGCUAACGCACUGGCGUACAUUCGUGGCGCCGUCACUGCUAAUGCUCCUGACUACCAAAUUUAGGACCCGGUUUCAAUUUCUCUCUACAGAUCAAUAUUUGUAUAUUUUGCUCUCAAGAUUUUUAUGGCUUGAACGAAUCAGAAUUGCUCAGCAGAACUUUUUAACAUUCCCCCAUGUCAACUAUAAUAAAAGCCAGAGCACAGACAUAUCCACUUACGAUCCAACAUACAGGUUUUUUUUUAUGUUCUUGUACACACACAAACUGGAUAAAAGACCAUUACAAAAACCGGAAAUCAUUGAAAAAGAAAAAGCUCGAAAUUCCUGGAA
This is a messenger RNA of Octopus sinensis (East Asian common octopus), 1534 nucleotides long. Its product is annotated as cancer-related nucleoside-triphosphatase homolog. Gene Ontology annotation, molecular function: ATP hydrolysis activity. The record is from RefSeq and is a predicted model, not a curated record. Lineage: Eukaryota; Metazoa; Mollusca; Cephalopoda; Octopoda; Octopodidae. The coding region runs from base 85 to 678 and encodes 197 amino acids. The transcript has a single exon.